Molecule: messenger RNA, 3313 nt
Organism: Williopsis jadinii
Lineage: Eukaryota; Fungi; Ascomycota; Saccharomycetes; Phaffomycetales; Wickerhamomycetaceae
Gene: ISW2
Product: DNA translocase
Exons: 2
Coding region: 245-3313 (1022 amino acids)
Biological process (GO): nucleosome organization; regulation of transcription by RNA polymerase II
Cellular component (GO): nucleus; chromatin
Molecular function (GO): ATP hydrolysis activity; DNA binding; ATP binding
Source: RefSeq, a predicted model, not a curated record
CAAUUUGUUUUUGUGGUUCUCUUUUUUUAAGAGAAGGGUUUUGGAAAUUCCUUCGUCCUUUUCAAACUUAUACACCGAUUCUUUGUUGGUAUUCUGUUUGUUUACAAUUGAGAUCAUCGGUAUUACUCUUUGUGUUUUGGAGAAGGAAAGCUCGGGCGGCUAGCAACACGAUUGUGAUCUAAGAGCGAUACGUUUGGUAUAAAUCAAAACAAGUGAACACGGGAGAUAGCGCUGAAAUAUAACGAUGGCCGAGACACAGCUUGAGAGAAAGAAGCGAUUUCUUCUCGAAAGUGACGCCAAAACUGAGAAAUUGAAGGACAAAGGCGACACCACAAAGAGGUUCAAAUACCUCUUGGGGUUGACAGAUCUCUUUCGUCAUUUUCUGGAUAUGCGUUCUGCAAGAGACCCAGCUAUAAAGAAGCUUCUGAGGCAAUUGGAUCAAGAUUCGAGUCGUACAUCGUCGAAUAAACGCACAUCGCGCCGGAGAAAGACAGAACAGGAGGAGGACGCAGAGUUGAUGGAGGAUGAAGAGCACGAGGAUGAUUCAACUACCGUACUGUCUGAAUCACCUAGUUAUGUCCAGGGAAAGCUGAGAGAGUAUCAGAUUCAGGGUCUUAAUUGGCUAAUCUCGCUUCAUGAGAACAGCCUAUCAGGAAUUCUAGCGGAUGAAAUGGGAUUGGGUAAAACUCUCCAGACGAUUUCAUUCUUAGGUUAUCUUCGGUAUUAUAAAAACAUUGACGGUCCAUUCAUUGUCAUUGUUCCAAAAUCUACGUUGGACAAUUGGAGAAGGGAAUUCUUGAAAUGGACGCCGGACGUGAACGUUUGUGUCCUGCAAGGUACCAAGGAGGAAAGAUCUGAUAUUAUACAAAAUACCAUCUUGGAGGCAAAAUUUGACGUACUGGUGACAUCUUUUGAGAUGGUUAUAAGGGAAAAGGCGUCGCUAAAGAAAAUUGCAUGGCAAUACAUCGUUGUGGAUGAGGCACAUAGGAUUAAAAAUGAGGAGAGUGCACUCUCACAAAUCAUCAGACUCUUUUAUUCAAAGGGGAGAUUGCUCAUUACAGGAACCCCAUUACAAAAUAACUUGCAUGAGUUGUGGGCGUUGUUAAACUUCUUAUUGCCCGAUGUAUUUGGAGAUUCUGAUGCUUUUGACCAAUGGUUUGAGAACAAGGAAGAUUCGUCUGAUCAGGACACAGUGGUUCAACAACUGCAUAAAGUGCUGAGCCCAUUUUUGCUUAGAAGGGUAAAGGCGGAUGUUGAAAAAUCGCUCUUACCGAAAAAAGAGGUGAAUCUAUACGUGGGGAUGUCAGAUAUGCAACUGAAAUGGUACAAAAAUCUUUUGGAAAAGGAUAUCGAUGCUGUAAAUGGUGUUGUUGGUAAACGAGAAGGUAAAACUCGUCUUCUCAACAUUGUUAUGCAAUUACGUAAGUGUUGUAACCAUCCAUAUUUAUUUGAAGGUGCAGAACCUGGUCCUCCAUACACAACAGAUGAACAUUUGGUGUUCAAUUCAGGUAAGAUGGUGGUCUUGGACAAGCUAUUGAAGAGAAUGAAGGAAAAAGGUUCAAGAGUGUUGAUAUUUUCCCAAAUGAGUCGUCUGCUUGAUAUUUUGGAAGAUUAUUGUUAUCUCAGGGACUAUGAGUACUGUCGUAUAGAUGGGUCAACAUCUCAUGAAGAACGUAUUGCUGCAAUCGAUGAUUACAACAGCCCUGAUUCAGACAAAUUCAUAUUUUUGUUGACAACUAGAGCUGGUGGUUUGGGUAUAAAUUUGACAUCUGCAGAUAUUGUUAUUUUAUACGAUUCUGAUUGGAAUCCUCAAGCUGAUUUACAAGCAAUGGACAGAGCACAUAGAAUUGGGCAGAAAAAACAAGUCUAUGUGUAUAGAUUUGUCACAGAAAACGCAAUAGAAGAAAAGGUUAUCGAAAGAGCGGCUCAAAAGUUACGUCUUGAUCAAUUGGUUAUCCAACAAGGGAGAGCGUCCAACAAGAGUAACCCAAUAGGAAACACUAAAGAUGAUCUUUUGGGAAUGAUUCAAUUCGGAGCAAAAGAAGUAUUUGAAAAUAAGACAAGCAACGUUGAUACUGAUAUCGAUGAGAUUUUGAAGAAAGGUGAAGAGAGAACCGCAACGUUGAAUGCUAAAUAUUCAACUCUUGGUUUGGACGAUCUGCAAAAAUUCACCUCUGAACACUCUGCGUAUGAAUGGAAUGGUGAGAAUUUUGCUAAAAGAAACAAUGGUGAUUCAUUUUCGUGGAUUAAUCCAUCGAAGAGAGAAAGGAAGGAAGCCGUUUAUUCUGUUGAUAAUUAUUAUAAAGAUGUGUUGCAAACAAAGAGUACACCACAGCCAAAGGCUCCAAGGGCCCCAAAAGUUAUCAAUAUGCAAGAUCAUCAAUUCUUCAACCCUGCAGUGAAAGAUUUAUUGGAUAAAGAACAAUUGUACUAUAAGAAGUCUGUUAACUACAAAGUGACCAGCCAUGACUUCGACUCUGAAGAAGAUGGAUCGGCUGGGACAAAAUCAAUAGACAAACGCCGUAAGGAGCUCCAAGCAAAGAUCAAGGCAGCAAAGCCUCUGACUCUUGAGGAGGAGGAACUGAAGCAAAAAUACCUUGAUGAAGCGUUUGGCAACUGGAGUAGAAGAGACUUCACUAAUUUCAUUCAACAUUGUGCAAAAUUUGGACGUGAGAAUGUUGAUCUCAUUGCAAAGCAAUAUCCAAAUAAAUCAAAAGAAGAGGUUGCCAGAUAUUCGAAAACCUUUUGGAAUCGUUAUCAGGAGAUUGAAGGCUAUGAGAAGUACAUUUCUCAGAUAGAGACCGGUGAAAAGAAAGCACAGAAGAUGAUGAUUCAGACAAAGCUACUCGCUCAAAAGGUUCAACAAUUUGAAGAUGGGCUCAACAAUAUGACUAUCCAAUAUCCACCAAACAAUUCGAAAAGAGUUUAUUCUGCACUAGAGGACCGAUUUUUAUUGAUAACGGUGAAUAGAUUGGGACUUGUAAGUGAUAAUUUAUAUGAGAGGGUGAAAACAGAAAUACGCAAGUCUGAACAUUUCAAGUUUGACUGGUUUUUCCUCUCACGAACACCACAAGAGCUAUCAAGAAGGGUCAGUACACUUUUACUUGCAGUCACAAGAGAGUUUGAAGGACCAGAUGCCUUGAAGAGAAAGAAGCACAGUAAAUGUCAUCUGGAUAAUACUGGCACUGCCACUCCAUCUACGAGUCGUCAAGGAACUACUGAGCCAGUACAAUUGAGCUCAACGUUACCAGCAAAGAGGACGUUAAAUACUUCACAAGAUCCGAUUAAGAAGCUCAAAGUUGAGAACGAAUGA